CAGAGAGUAAUAAUGUGGAGAAAACUCUCUCUCCGAUCAUUCUCCGGCGAGGUCCCCGUUCUCUACUCCUUCCUCCAGCCCACCAUCUUCGCUCCGGCGAAGCCCCGACCAUCUCCACCAUUGCCCCCACCUCAAGCUCCAUCCCCAUCCCCAUCCCCAUCCCCAUCUCCGGCCGAUAUCUCCACCCUCCAAUCCCAGCUCCAGUUGUCCCUCUCCUCCGGCGAUCUCGACCUCGCAUGGCGUUCCUUCAAGUCCCUCGCCGCCCUAUCGCCUGCCCUUCCUUCCAAUCUCUCCAACUCCCUCAUCUCCUGCCUCUCUUCCCCUCCUCUUCAUCUCCCCCACCUCAAGCGCGCUCUCGCCGCCACCCUCCAUCUUCUCUCCCACUCCCCUCACUCUCUUUCCUCGCACUCUCUUCUUUCCCUCUUCUCCUCCCUCUCCUCCGCCCCUUCCCCUGCUCCCGCUCUCACUCUCGCCCGUUCCCUUCUCCAAAACCGCUUCUUUGCCCCCUUCUCCAUCUGGGGUCCCUUCUUGCUCCCCAUAGUCAAGACACCCCAUUGGUUCCCUCCCUUCUUGAAGCUCUUUGAGGAAAGCUGCAAGCUUGCUCUUCAAGAACGCGCCAACGAGAUGAAGCCUGACCUAGCCUCGUGCAACGACGUGCUCGACGGGUGCUGCCGCGUUACUGGCUCCGUUUCCGACGCCGAGAGGGUUCUGGAGAUUAUCUCGUCGCUGGGGUUGUCGCUGGAUGAACGGAGCUUUGGGUUGCUUGCCUACUUGUACGCCUCCAAAGGGCUGGAAACUAAGAUUGUUGAAUUGGAUUGUUUGAUGACUGCUUUGGGUUUUAUGAAUAAAAAGAUGAGCUUUUUCAGGAGUUUGAUUAGUGGGUAUGUGAAAAGUGGGGAUUUUGAUUCAGUUUCAAAGGUUCUCUUGCGUGCGUUGAAGGAGAAGAAUGGUGGAAAUGACUGUGUUUUGGAUGAAGAUGGUUAUAAAGAGGUUGUGAAGGGGUUUGUUGAGAAUGAGAGGUUCAAAGAUUUGGCUGCUUUGAUCAUUGAGACACAAGAAGUUGAAUCUCAUAUGGAAAUGGUUGGCAUUGAGAGCUCUGUGGGUUUUGGGAUUGUGAAUGCUUGUGUUGUUUUAGGGUGGCUUGAGAAAGCACACAACUUGCUUGAUGAAAUGUCUGCUCAGGGAGCUGCAGUGGGGAUUGGAGUAUACUCAUCGAUACUGAAAGCUUAUUGCAAAGAGCAGCGCACUGCCGAGGCGGCACAGUUGGUGACGGAGAUUAGUGCUGCCGGACUUCAAUUGGAUGUAGGCAGCUUCGAUGCUUUGAUUGAUUCAUCAAUGACGGCGCAGGAUUUUCAGUCGGCGUUCUCGCUUUUCAGGGACAUGAGGGAGGCGAGGUUGCCUGAAUUGAAGAUGAGCUAUUUGACUAUAAUGACAGGAUUGAUGGAGAAUCACCGGCCGGAGCUCAUGGCUGCAUUCUUGGACUCGGUCAUUGAUGAUCCGCGUGUGGAGGUUGCUACUCAUGAUUGGAAUUCUAUCAUUCAUGCAUUUUGCAAGGUUGGGAGAUUGGAGGAUGCGCGGAGAACUUACCGACGAAUAGUGUUCUUAAGAUUUGAGCCGAAUCAACAGACGUUCUUGUCACUCAUCAAUGGAUAUGUCUCCACCGAGAAGUUCUUCAGCGUGUUGUUGCUAUGGACUGAUGUGAGAAGGAAGGGGAUGAAAUUGGACCAUGAUUUGUUGGAUGCCUUCUUGUAUGCUUUAGUGAAGGGAGGGUUCUUCGACGCGGCAAUGCAGGUGGUAGAGAAGGCACAAGAGUUGAAGAUUUUUAUCGACAAGUGGAGACAUAAGCAAGCUUUCAUGGAGAAACAUAAAAAGCUAAAGGUGGCAAAGCUUAGAAAGAGGAACUUCAGGAAGAUGGAAGCUUUGAUAGCCUUCAAGAAUUGGGCUGGUCUCAAUGCAUAAUUUAACUGUUUCUCAAGAUAGUGAUAUUUACUUUUCAUUUCUACAACAGUUCAAUCAAUCCAUGAAAUGAAAGUUUCAGAGAUGAUUUCUGAAUCUUUCAUCACAGAAUCAGGAGUUUUUUUAUCA
Messenger RNA from Dioscorea cayenensis subsp. rotundata (Guinea yam), 2085 nucleotides. Its product is annotated as pentatricopeptide repeat-containing protein At1g69290. Lineage: Eukaryota; Viridiplantae; Streptophyta; Magnoliopsida; Dioscoreales; Dioscoreaceae. The record is from RefSeq and is a predicted model, not a curated record. Gene Ontology annotation, molecular function: protein binding. The transcript has a single exon. The coding region runs from base 13 to 1959 and encodes 648 amino acids.